Messenger RNA from Labrus bergylta (ballan wrasse), 691 nucleotides. The record is from RefSeq and is a predicted model, not a curated record. Lineage: Eukaryota; Metazoa; Chordata; Actinopteri; Labriformes; Labridae.
UGCUGAGACACAGAGCUACACCUCAUCUCAUGCGGAGCGAGAUUCGGUGCAGCCCCUCUGCUCAGCAGGAGCUGCGCAGACCGGUCAAACUUUCGCUCACACUCUCUCAUGUGUCCAGACUUGUACAAUAACUUUGUCCUAACUCAUCGUGGGCUACUGCGUCGGGAAGCUGGAAGUUAUGCGCGCUGACUGCCCAACUUCGGGCAAAGAUAAAAAGUCGAACUCAGAGCCAGGCGGGAUGGAGUCGCAAACAAAGCCGGAGCUGGGUCACGGCGGUGGAGGUGUUUGUCGGGGAGGAUGCGGGCUUCGGCUGACCGGGGAGGAGCACUGCUGUGUGGACGCUCUGCGCACAGCCACCGACACCCUGGAGGAAAGAAGCGCCACUUUGGAGCACGAAGCCCGGAUGGCGAGGCUGAGGUGGAACCGCAGGGAGCAGUACCUGCUAGCCCAGGUGUCAAACCUACAGAACGAGGCCCAGCUCGCUGCUCUCCAGUACCAGCGGAGACUGCACCAGUACAUGCUGCACAUCAACAGCAUAGCAGAGCAGGUCACGGGCUACUGCAAGGGAGAUUUGAGAGCAACUUGUGACAAGCAGAGCAAAAUUGCAGAUACAGCAUCAUUUAAAGAAGAAGAGCAACUCAAAGCACCUGAGAGUCAGAUGACCAGCAAACACAUCCCACUGACGGGGUAG